Linum tenue is the source of this 972-nucleotide messenger RNA. NCBI's taxonomy places the organism in Eukaryota, Viridiplantae, Streptophyta, Magnoliopsida, Malpighiales, Linaceae. The record is from the annotation of a GenBank genome assembly.
AUGCGAAUCUCUCCGCCACGGGGCUCAGUUCCCGCUACUUCCCUCCGGCUAACCCUGUUCGACAUAUCGUGGAUAAUCUGCCAUCCGAUUCAGAGAGUCUUCUUCUACGAUUUCCCGCAUUCCAGUUCCCAUUUCCGGCAAACAACCAUCCCCAGUCUCGCCGAUUCCCUCUCCCUGGCGCUUAUUCAUUUCUACCCUCUCACCGCCCGGCUCGUCACCCCGACGCUUUCCGACGAGAGGGCUCGCAUAUUUUACUCUGACGGCGACUCUGUUUCGCUCACCGUCGCCGAGACCGGUCUCCAAUUCGACCGUGUCAUCUCCGACCUGCCAAGCGACGUCGAACUGCUCCACCCUCUGCUGCCCAAACUUCCUCCCGACGACAGACCGAAUUCGGAGGGCGAAACCUCGUCCCCGCUUCUCGCCGUGAAGGUCACUCUGUUUCCGAACUCCGGCAUCUGCAUCGGGUUCGAGUUUCGCCAUGUGGCGGCUGACGGGCUGGCUUUCAACCAUUUCGUGAAAUCCUGGGCUUCAAUUUGCAAGUCCGGUGGCGGGGACUUGAGCUGGGUCGCAAAGUCUCCGCCUUGCCACGACCGAGAGCUGAUCGAGGAGCAUACAGAGCUCGAGAAUUCGCUUCUGAAAACCAUAGGAAACUAUGCAUCGCAUUGGGAUGAGGAUUCCCGCCGGCGUAUGCUCGCCAACAAGGUCCGCGCCACGUUCCGGAUUGACGGCGAGCAUAUUAAGAGGAUGAAAGCUUCUCUGGCCAACCACAAUGGCAGCAGCAAACAGUCGACGCCGGCGUCAGCGUUUACGGUGGCGAGUGCCCUUCUGUGGACCAGUUUGACGAGAUCCCGAGAACCCGAAUUCGUCGCUGCCAGCAGCGACAAAUUCAAUUCAGGGGAGGAUCACAUUGAUUGCUACGUAAUUCUGGUGGAUUGCAGGGGGCGCCUCAAACCCAAACUCCCGGCGACUUAA